AACACCGGAACCGGAAACCCGGAUGAACCAUCAACAAGCCAGGAGAACCGCUCUGGCGCUAUCUCCGCUUUGAGACUUAAGGCGUUGCUUAAAUUAAAUUAAAUUAAAUUAAAUUAAACUAACCGUCCGUGCGCGGUGCGGUAACGACAGGUUUGCGUUAUUUUCAAGAUUCCUCGUUAACGAGCAUUGAAUACUAAGCUAACGUUAUUAGCUCACUGGUUAGCUUGAUACCGCGGCUGUUUUUGUUGACGCCUAGCUGCGCAGAGUAAUUUGAAGCCGUCCGCCGGUGUCGGAGGGACCGUGCGAUCAUGGCCGACCCGGCUCGGAUGAUCAAACCUGAGGUUAAAGCUGAGAGAACGGCUUCUGCUAACGAGGAGCGUCCCAAGUCGGAGGGCGCCGGAGACGCAGCUGCCGCAGCAAAACCUACAGAUGUCAACAAAGAGUCGUCCUCGCAAGAUCCGAUCAAAGAGGAGGCGAAAUCUGAAACGGCAGCCGGGGAAGACGACGAUGACCCGUCUUCUUCCAAAAGGCUGAAGUUGGAACCAGAGAAGAAAAAGGAGAGGCGCCAAAAGGUUGACGAGGAUGAAAUACAAAAGAUGCAAGUUUUGGUGUCGUCCUUUUCUGAAGAGCAGCUAAAUCGCUACGAGAUGUACAGACGUUCUGCCUUCCCCAAGGCAGCUAUUAAGAGGCUGAUCCAGUCCAUAACAGGGUCGUCAGUGUCCCAGAAUGUGGUGAUUGCCAUGUCUGGUAUUUCCAAGGUUUUUGCUGGGGAAAUUGUUGAGGAAGCAUUGGACGUUUGUGAGAAGUGGGGGGAAACGCCACCGCUUCAGCCCAAGCAUAUGAGGGAAGCAGUGAGGCGGCUGAAGAGCAAAGAUCAGAUCCCCAACACCAAGCAUAAGCAAAUUCUCUUCCACUGAGGUGCCCCUUCUCUAGAUUGCGUGUGGAACGUGCCUGCGAUUUGAACAGCGGUGCCAUGGUUUGUGGAAGAAUUUGGAAAAGCUGAGUCAAGAUCAGUGACCAUUCAGACAAGAUCUUACAUGAAGGCAACUGUCAAUUGAAGUCCUCUUUGACCGGUCUUUACCUGUAAACGCUUGAUGCAACAUACAGUAUGGUGUGACUUUAUAUUCAUGUAUUAUGGUUGUAAAUACAAUUGUUUGUUUUUUUACUGUA
Messenger RNA from Cyclopterus lumpus (lumpfish), 1170 nucleotides. It is a transcript of the gene taf11, whose product is annotated as TAF11 RNA polymerase II, TATA box binding protein (TBP)-associated factor. Gene Ontology annotation, cellular component: nucleus; transcription factor TFIID complex. Gene Ontology annotation, biological process: transcription initiation at RNA polymerase II promoter; RNA polymerase II preinitiation complex assembly. Gene Ontology annotation, molecular function: transcription coactivator activity; protein heterodimerization activity. The transcript is spliced from 6 exons. The record is from RefSeq and is a predicted model, not a curated record. NCBI's taxonomy places the organism in Eukaryota, Metazoa, Chordata, Actinopteri, Perciformes, Cyclopteridae. The coding region runs from base 309 to 917 and encodes 202 amino acids.